AGCCGGCUAAAAGCGAAACCCCAGCAGCAACGGCCGCCGACGACGUCAGAGACGGCAGCGCAGUCUGUUGGCGAAGAUCAGAAGGCAACGAUACAGUUCCCGGCACAGUGCUCCAAGUCCAAUGUAAAAAGCGCCAUACGUGGGAUCUGACAUGUGGCCCAUGAACUUGCAACUUCAAGAAGAAUGCCUGACUACAUUGCAUAUGCAUCUAGAUGUUUAUUUCGCUACUUGAACCGACCAAUAACUGACAGAUUCUUCGAAUCGGUUUGACGUUCCCAUCGCCUGCUCGCUCCACUGUUCCUGUGAAAUAUUAAUGUUUCUGCUUGGGCAGGCUAAGAGAUUUGGCUUUCUUGAUGGCAGAUGGCGUAGAUGGCUGACUUUGCAGGUACGAGUCAGUCAGAAAUAUGACGUCGGCGACAUCGCGCCCAGUAAAUCGCACAUCAGUGCAGUGGAGUGCCGUCUGUGGGCGCUACCUGGUGGCCCAAGAGUCGACGCCGGCCCGCAGCCUUCUCAUAGAGGAACUACCGUUUGCCAUAGGGCCCAAGUGCAAUGGACCGGUGGUAUGCCUCGGCUGCUGUCGACCCGCACCCGCAACCGAUGUGGAGGAGCUCUGCGUCCUAUGCGGCUGGCCGCUGUGCGAGGAGUGUUCCGAGAACGAGGAUAGCCCGCACGUCCAGCUGGAGUGUCGCGAGUUCCAAAUUUCUGGGGCUCGAUUCUACAGACUUCCCUCGGGCAGUAGCUACUGCCCACAACUGGACUGUAUUUUGCCGCUCAGAGUGUUGCUAGCCAAGGAGGCGAAUCCCAAGCGCUGGGAGGUCGAGGUGGCGCCUAUGGAACACCACGAGUCGGAGCGUCGCCUCAACGAGGAUGUUUGGCAUGCAGACCUCGUGAACAUAGCCCAGUAUCUGCGCGGUCCCUGCAAGCUGGCCUCGCGGUUCAGCGAGGAGCUCAUCAUGCAGGUGGUCGGAGUGCUGGAAGUGAACGCGUUCGAGGCGAGAACCGCGAGGGGAUAUCCUCUGAGAUGCCUCUAUCCCUACACGGGUAUUCUGGCCCACAGCUGUGUGCCCAACACUGCCAGGAGUAUCUAUCCCAGCGAGGGUUUCAAGAUCCGCUUGCGUGCCAUGGUAGACCUGGACGAUGGACAGCCGUUGCACCACAGUUACACCUACACCCUGGACGGCACUGCCCAGAGACAGACGCACCUGCGAGAGGGAAAAUUCUUUACCUGCAACUGCGAGCGCUGCCUGGAUCCGACAGAACUACAGACUCACUUCUCCAGCCUCAAGUGUGGCCAGUGCGCGGAGGGCUUCCUAGCGUCCAAGCAGCCCACAGAAGUCGACACUAGUUGGAACUGCUGUAGCUGCGGCGCCAGCACCAGCAACGUGGAUGUGGAGACCACAAUCAAGUCGAUCCAGUCAGAGGUCAGUGGGGUGCAAGCUCUUGAAAUGGGCCCGCAUCGGCUGGAGGAGGCUGAACGACUCCUGCGAAAGUACAAAUCUCUGCUCCAUCCGCUUCACUUCAUUGCCACUGGACUGAGGCAGCUGCUCAUCGAGAUGUACGGCCGGGUGCAGCGCUAUGAGAUGGUUCAGCUGUCAGACGAUUUGCUGGAGCGCAAGGCGGAACUUUGUCGUCAGGUGCUCAGCGUUCUCAAUAAAUUCGAGCCAGGCCUGAGUCGCUCCCGGGCCAUGAAUCUGUACGAGCUGCAUGUUCCGCUGGUACUACUGGCGAAGAGUGGGUUCAUAGCCAGCAAACUGAAUGGCGGUGAACUGCGGGCCCGUCUCGUCGACGCCAUAGACCUGCUCAAGGAGUGCGUGGAAAUCCUGCAGUACGAGGACAAGUGCUCUCAAGAGGGAGUCCUGUGCGAAGUGGCCAAACAGGCACUGAGGCAGCUCACACUGAGUGUCGAGGGAUUGGGCAGUGAACUCGACUGAUGAUUGCUUAUUAGUAUCGGUAGAUUUAUUGGAAAAUGCUCACGAGGAAAAUCUCAAUUCGGUUUCGUGUUACAAUGAAGAAAGUUGAGAGUUUAAGGCGUUGAUGAUGAAAGAAAUCGGAGGAAAUGGAAGGAAAAUAAACUUUAAUAAAAACAAAAGUCAUUGCCUCA
Messenger RNA from Drosophila persimilis, 2101 nucleotides. RefSeq names its product SET domain-containing protein SmydA-8 (gene SmydA-3). The transcript has 4 exons. Lineage: Eukaryota; Metazoa; Arthropoda; Insecta; Diptera; Drosophilidae. The record is from RefSeq and is a predicted model, not a curated record. The coding region runs from base 405 to 1931 and encodes 508 amino acids.